AACAAUCCUAAGGCAUCUACCGCCCACGCAUCGGCGCAGGCCCUCUGCCUGGCACGAAGCCGGCGGAUGGUGAACUGGCUGGCAAGCUUUUUUGCAUGCAUUCCGCUCUGCCGCAAACAUACCGCAGUUACCACAACGCGCUUACGGUAUGGGUGACGUGACAUACAGGCCUGCCAAUCCGCAACACCCGUCCUUCCCGCCCGAGCAACAUGCAACGAAUGUCCACCGUUACUGCGCUCAAACCUAGAAUUGAAGAACGAUCUAUUCUUCGUUUACCUGCUUCAACCUAGCAUCACGCACUUGGCUAGCUAAAUCGGUCAAAACCGUUGCAACAUUCGCGCCUCGCCGCGCCCGGUGCGAUGGCGCAAUGCAAACAUAGAGGUACUAUGCUUAAGAGGCUUCAGCAAUGCUGCCCGGCCAGCCUCGUGCUUGCCUGGGCGUUCCUCCUCGCGGCGUUCCUCCUGGGGCGUGCAUACGCUGUGUCAGGUCGUGUGUGUGAGCGCUCGGGCUACUGCUCCGCUGUCCCUGGCGGCAUCAAAGGCUACAUCGGACCUAUAGACAGCGCCCUUGAGCUCAAGGAGGCGGUGGAGGCGACCCACUUCAGGAAGGAGCUCAUCAUCUGGGCCGAUGAGCGGGUGGCGGACGGCGCGCAGGGGCUGUGGCGGCUGCGGGAGGCGGGCUACGCUCACGUGCUGGGCGUGCUGGAGGACGCCGUGCAAUGCAACCGGCUGCGGCAGGUGUUCCAGCCCUGGCUGGAGACCGAGGGACCAGUCACCUGCACCACAUACGCCACCGCGGAUGACAAGGGCCAGAACUACCCCUUCCGCUUCAAGUACUUUGCGCGGGGGGUGGGCAUGCCGCCCUGGUGGAAGAAAUUCUUCACCGCUGGCCGCGCGGUGGCUCUGGGCUACAACGUACUGGCUGUGGACCUGGACGUUGUGGUGCUGGACGACUGGUACUGGCGUGUGAAGCAGCCGCCCCUGAGCAGCUACCACAUGCUCAGCCAGAACGAGUGGGGACUCAACCUCAACUGCGGCUUCAUGUACUUCCAGAACGCCUCCUCCACCGGCCCCGUCAUGUGGGUGCUGUACGACCACAUGCACCGCAUCGUGCGCUGGUCCGAGGACGACUCCUAUCUGGCCGCCCGCUCGCCCGGCCGCUACGCCAAGCACCGCAUGCUGCCGCUCACGGAGCAGGGCAUGCUGCAGGACUGCGUGCACAGCUGCGCCGUGGGUCGGCCGCUGUACCCCGCCCUGCUGUCCCUCUGGGGCGACGACAAGGAGGCGUACGGCAGCCUCAACACCACCGAGCACGAGUUGUAUCGGGCCAUUCACGAGCCCAUCCACCAAGUCUGGCAGCCCAACCAGGUCCACAACCUGACUGCGCCGCUGUCCGACUCGGUGUGCGAGCACUACAUGGCCUCCAACUGCUCCGCGCCCCUGGACCACGUCACCAUCUCCACAGUCACACUCAAGAUGCCACACAGCGGCGGCCAGUACCCGGACUCGCUGGGCGGCUUCCCCUUCAACCGCACACUGGGGCCCCUCACGGCCGCCUACCGCCAGGCGUACGCCGACCUGGGCGUGCCGCUGCCACCCGAUCCCGAGGACCCCGUCACGGAGGCCGCGGCCCGAGCCACACCGCCCGAGAAGUUCGGCUACCUCGCCGUGCACCAGGGGGACCAGAACUGCAAUGGCUGCUGGGCAGAGGGCACCUGGUGGAUGGUGGGGCGGCACGGCUGGUGGCACCGGCACCUGCUGCAGCCGGGGCAGAGGAACAAACUGGGCAUGGGCCAUGUGUGGGCCAACCUGCCGCGGGGCGACUUCGUGAAACACAACAUCUUCCAGUGGAACGGCCAUUGGAGCUGGCGCAUUGCGGCCAGGGUGGCUCAGAGCCGCACCCGCAUCUACGUGGCCAACCAGGCGUUCGGCGGGCGCAGCUACGAGGACCUGCCCGAGCUGCGGCACACCGUGGCCUACGCGCCGGGCGUGGUGCACGCCGGACUGACCAAGGAGCAGUUUGUGCGGGCGGCUCAGGGCCUGGCGCAAGUGGCGGUGGUGCUGGGGGCCAUAGCCGCCUGGCCGGCACUGCCCUGCGACACAGACUGGGCCCUGACGCCCCAGGCCAAGGCGGCGGGCCUGCAGCGGCCGCUCAAGCACUCCAUCCCCUGGCCCCACAUCAACACGGGGCACGUGGCGAUGCCCUUCGGGGACACGCUGGAGAGCCUGCAGUGCGAGUGGCCCGGCUUUGGGCACUUUGACUGCCUGGCCAACCGCCAGCCCCGGGGCCAGGACGUGGGCCGCGGCAUGAUGGCCGUGGAGUUCCACCACCUGCGCAACACCACCGGCGCAGCGCCCUCGCCAGACACCACCAUCCUGCUGGGGGCUGCCGCCGGGCCGCCGCCGCCCGCUGGCUCCAGCUCCUUCACCGCGGUGCCGCAUGCGGAGCUGGAGCGACUCAACAGCCCGCUGCUGCUGCAGCGGCUGCAGCGUGAGACCAUGCCGGUGCUGUGGCUGGACCGGCUGCUGGAGCUGCCCGACCUGGCGCCCGGCAGCCCGGCGGGGGACACCUACAAGCGCUGGCUGGACCGCUGCCAGGCGCUGCACUACUUCACACUCAAACCCGAGCAGCGACAGAACUGGUAGCGCGGCGGGCGGAGGGCGACCUGGUAGCGAGGGGUGGUGGGGAGGACCAAAGCCACGUGUGGGCUCGGAGCGGCACGGCUAUAGGUUGGGGCUGUUUGUGUAUUUGGCAGAAGAGGAGCAUGGUGCCGCAAGCUGGUGUGCAGGUGUGGGUAAAGGCUUGAAGACGUGGGCUGGGAGGAGUGGGCCAGCGAGCGAGCGCGUGUUUAUGGUCUGUGGUAUGUGGCAGGAGGUGUGUGCGGAGCGACACGAGUGACUGCGUGGAGCGACCGGGCCGGGGUGUGAUCACGUGGUGUUGGGUGGCGGCAGGAUUGGCUGGGGUGGCCCAGUGAACCCAGUCAGUUAAGAGGAGGCGGUGUGUGUAGCUGAUAGGCCCGGAGGGCACGGGGCACAUGGGUGUGGCUCACCCUAGGUGCUGCGCGUUGCCUCAGCAGCCCGCUCGGAUUCUGCGCCGUGGCGUAUGUGUCAUUUCAAUCAAAAGCAGUAUGCACAUGCUGUGGACGCGUGACACACGUAAUACUACUUCAACGGAGUAGACCGGGUCGCAUGCUCGUGGGUAUCCUACG
Messenger RNA from Chlamydomonas reinhardtii, 3208 nucleotides. RefSeq lists its product as uncharacterized. The coding region runs from base 387 to 2645 and encodes 752 amino acids. NCBI's taxonomy places the organism in Eukaryota, Viridiplantae, Chlorophyta, Chlorophyceae, Chlamydomonadales, Chlamydomonadaceae. The record is from RefSeq and is a predicted model, not a curated record. The transcript is spliced from 24 exons.